This is a messenger RNA of Trichomycterus rosablanca, 983 nucleotides long. RefSeq names its product alkaline ceramidase 2-like. The transcript is spliced from 7 exons. Gene Ontology annotation, biological process: ceramide catabolic process; sphingosine biosynthetic process. Lineage: Eukaryota; Metazoa; Chordata; Actinopteri; Siluriformes; Trichomycteridae. Gene Ontology annotation, cellular component: Golgi membrane. The record is from RefSeq and is a predicted model, not a curated record. The coding region runs from base 66 to 893 and encodes 275 amino acids.
UUUAAAAGCUUGAUGUUCCAGAAGCACUCAGGCUCACAGGCUGAUAAAGAAACUCAACUACAGGAAUGAAGAGUGAAAAACUGUGGCAGCAUCUACAGCCAGGAACCUCCGAAAUCGACUGGUGCGAGGGCAACUAUGAAAUCCACCCCAGCAUUGCGGAAUUCUACAACACGGUCAGCAAUGUGCUGUUUUUUAUUUUGCCUCCUAUUCUGAUGUAUUUAUUCCACCAAUAUGCAACUUAUCAUAACCGUGGAAUUUAUCUCAUAUGGAGUCUGCUCAUCGUGGUCGGUGCUGGCUCGGCGUAUUUCCACGCUACGCUCAGUUUUCUAGGUCAGAUGCUGGAUGAACUGGCGAUCCUCUGGGUGUUGAUGUGUGCCCUCGCAAUGUGGUUCCCUAAACGAUACCUGCCCGAGAUGUUCCACCAGGACAGAUCACACUUUAAGCUGGCGGUUGGCAUGCUGGCUGGCGUUACUACCUGCUUGGCGUUUGUGAAGCCGGUGCUGAACUCAGUCUCUUUGAUGACUUUGGGGAUUCCCUGUACGGUUCUGCUCAUUACUGAGCUCAGGAGAUGUGAAAAUGAUCGUGUAUUUAAACUGGGUCUAAUCGCAGCACUGUGGUGGAUCGUGGCUCUGCUGUGCUGGAUCAGUGACAGGAUCUUCUGUGAGCUGUGGUCCAACAUUAACUUCCCGUAUCUGCAUGGUAUCUGGCACAUGCUGAUCUGUAUUGCCUCGUACCUGGGCUGUGUGUGUUUUGCUUACUUGGAUGUCGUCACUGAGGCUCCAGAGAGAGCGCCGGUCCUUCUGUUCUGGCCCAGUGAACGUUGGGCCUUUAUCGGCGUACCCUACAUCACACUGCUCCAUACACACCACAAAUCCCCCUUAAAGAUUAUGUAAAGGGUCAGGAAGAGGAUGAGGAUGAAUGUAACACCAUGGAGGACAUUACAAGCUGAAAUAUAUUUAUAUAAAGAACCGUGAUUGACAUUC